CUGAGCGACACAUCCCGCCCAGCCUCUAUACAGAGUUCAACCCUCCUUGUGCCCGACCAAAAUGAAAGCCAUACCAGCGACACCUCACGCCCGGUCUCCGUCCAGGUCUCUAGUCAAACCAAUUCGCCACAGGUAGCAGCCAACCCCAGCAGCGUGGAUGCCUUGCCUCUCACCUCCCUUUCAAUACAAUCAGCCACGGCCAGCGGGGAAGCCGUCGACAGCACCUCAGAACCAAUCAAUAGCCAAGCCCAAGUGUCACAGCCUGUCGAAGUUGAGACCCUUACUAAAGAAAGCACCCUAACGAUGCGAGAAACCCUUUGGCGCCGUGCUUAUGGUAUGCUGGCUGAGAAACAACCAGAUCUUGGCCAAGACUACGGCAAGCACCUACAGGGUGACGUCGAUGACGUUGAUGGUGCUGACCUACCAGUGUUGGCUGAUCCAGAACGUAUUAAGGCUACUAUUGCCAACCUCUUAGAAGCUCGCGAGAAACGUCAAUGGUCCAUAAAACUUGGCGGCAAGACUGUCAAGGUGAAAGACCAGGUAGAAACGCUUGCCAAGCUGCUAGUCUGGUCAGACAAAAUUAUCAAGGAUGCUCUCAGCGCCCAGCCCACGGCCUUAGGUGCUGAUGCACACCAUGAGUUCUUUGACAUGCUCUUGGAGGCUGGAGCAGAUCCCAAUCAAGCGAACCACGCAGGCCAAAUCCCGCUUCACGUUGCAAAAUCCAGGUUAAUAGUUGAAUUAUUGAUCAAAGCCGGCAGUGAAGUGAAUAUCAGAGACUCAAAGGGUUCUACACCACUACACUACAUUGCGGCAUCGUUUCCAGACACUAAAGCUAGUGCGAUAUGUGAGCUGGUCAGGGCAGGUGCUCGACUCAACGAUGUCAACUCUGAGGGGCAAACGGCUCUUCAUCUUGCCUUAAAAGGAGAGGCUAUACAAGAAAAUCAGUUCCGUGUUGACCUGGUGCACUAUGGCAGUAACGAUAGGCCGUGGCGCCAUCGCUAUUCAACCACCACUGAUGAAGGAUACAUCACCCUCGAACACGACAGCACCUAUGAAGAGGAACAAGAUAGCACCUAUGAAAAGGAACAAAACAGUAACUAUAAAGAGAAAAGCUCUCAUAUCGCGACCAACGGGUAUGGUUAUUCAGCGACCGAGAUUCUGGUCCACGCCGGUGCAAACAAGGACGCGCAAGACAAGAUGCUGCGUUCGCCACUUCACUACGCAGCAGCGGAUGGGCCACAUGUUAAAACUCUCAAAUUAUUGCUUCGUCAUGGUGCAAGUCCUCUAUUGGCAGACAAGGAUGGCAGGACUGCACUUCAUCUGGUAGCAAUAAAGGGCAAGGUUACACGAGCUAAGCUGUUAGUCGAAGCUGGGGCAGAUGCUAACUGUCGGGAUAAUCAUGGCAAGACGGCUCUGGAUCUAGCGAGAGAGGUCGAGUCUCCGGAGACGGUGGCUUACCUCGAGACGGUAACAAACCCCUAG
Molecule: messenger RNA, 1482 nt
Organism: [Torrubiella] hemipterigena
Lineage: Eukaryota; Fungi; Ascomycota; Sordariomycetes; Hypocreales; Clavicipitaceae
Source: the annotation of a GenBank genome assembly